UUUCUAUCGCCGUUGCUUUUACCUUUCUGUUGGUUGCGUCUGGUGUUGUUUGAUCAGCUCCUAAAUUUUCAGGUGCCACCCGAGCAUUUCAGAACCGAACUUGCGGCUUGCUUGUUUGCAUCUUUUGUCGGCAGUCAUCUGUUUUCCAACGCACUUCGCUAACGUACUGGCCAAAGACCCGUUCAGUGAUGAAGACCUGAAAAUCAUGCACAUGAGCGAUCAGUUGUCUCAGGUGCUAUUGACUCUCAUGAAAGUGGAGACCGAUUCGCAGAAUCUGCAGAUUCUCUUAGCUCUUUUAUCGUGCUAUUGUUUUUCGUCGCUGAUGCACAUGUCACAAAGUUCUGAGGAUCCGAAAACUCACAACAUUUUGGAAAUGAUAAACGCAGUCUGCGAGCUGCUGAACUCGCGCUGGCUAGUAGAUUUUGCGGUCAGUUUGGCAAUCCUCGACUUCUUUAACUUAAUGGUCAAUUUACCGUAUGACAUAUGUUCAAGUUUGAUUCCUCUGGAAUCGGUUUUGGUCGCCGUUUGUCAUUUCAUCGAAAACCAACUCGCUCGACCUCCGCCAGCUCACUCACGCGACCUCCAUUCGACAGUGGUUGCGGCUUACGGAUUAUUGGGCAUGCUUCUGGUUCGAUUUCCUGAAGUUUCGAAGAAGAAGAGUACGUUGACAAUUGUAUGGGAAAUCAUCGAACUGGGCGCCACCGGUUCUAAGCUGCAGUCGUCUCAUCUGCCGCGUAAGCCGGCCAGCCAGCGAGUGUACAGCGCUGCUGACCAGCUGCUUCGGACGAUGUUUUGCUGCGUGGUACGUAAGAUUCGGCCCAACUAUCCAAUCGAAGACGAGCUGUACGUGGUGAGUUUGCUGAAAGCAAAUGGAGAUGGGUCGAAAUCCACAACUUCUUCCACGGUACAGACCCUUGACUUCUUGUACAUCUCAUUUGCCGACUCUGUGAUCAUGGCUGUCGCCGAAACUGAAAAAUUGACCAACAACAGCGGACAAAACGUGGUCAUCAUCCGCGCGCCGCAUUUCAGUCCCCUUCACUUCGUAUUCGACAUCGAACAAGCCAUGCCAAAGACUGCUCCAAAGCUGGUGCAGCACCCCGAAGGCGAGUGUUGUGAAACUCAAGUAAUGAAGACGCCAUCAGUGUUCCCGCCAGAAGUGGAUAAAGUGCCGAAAUGCACCGCGGAUUUGAGCAUUUCAGAGAUGGUAGCUGAUCAGACCGUGCUGCAUUUUGCUAAAGAGCUUGAUGCAUAUAUGGCGAAGCAGAAGAAGCCAGCUGCCGCUUCCCAGCUGACUACUUCGUUUCCGGAGGUUCACAAUCGUUGCUUUGGCUCUCGAAUACAUUUGGCACGAAUCCUGCUAUACGAUUUAGGUUUAAUUGACCCUUGCGAUGCAGAGGUAAAUUUUUGUGAUUACGCUUUACAGUUAAGUUGA
Messenger RNA from Soboliphyme baturini, 1432 nucleotides. The record is from the annotation of a GenBank genome assembly. NCBI's taxonomy places the organism in Eukaryota, Metazoa, Nematoda, Enoplea, Dioctophymatida, Soboliphymatidae.